Molecule: messenger RNA, 285 nt
Organism: Staurois parvus
Lineage: Eukaryota; Metazoa; Chordata; Amphibia; Anura; Ranidae
Source: the annotation of a GenBank genome assembly
UGCCGAUUAUCAACAGCACUUUCCUCAUGCUGUCACAGCGGCACUGAUCAUCAGUGCCCUGAUCAUCAGUGCUGCCCAUCAGUGCCCAGCACUGCCACCCACCAGUGCCCGUCAGUGCCCAGCAGUGCCACCCAUCAGUGCCCAGCAGUGCCACACAGCAUUCAUGGCUAUCAGUGCCCAGAAUUGCCACCAGUCAGUGUUGCCAGUCAGUGCCGCCUAUCAGUGCCCAUCAUUGCUGCAUAUCAGUGCAGCAUCGUCAGUGCCUCCUCAUCAAUUCCCACCAGU